UUCUCUCUCUAACUCUGAGCAUCAAUCUACAAAUACAAUACCCCAGUGUGUUUGUCUGCAUCAGAGCCACUUUACUGCAGAAAAUCAUGUUAAGACUUGGUUUGAGCAGUCAAAAGGCUUGCUACUCAAGGUCUUCGGUUGCUGAGAGCUUCCACAGGUUAUUGUCUACUCAGACUGGAAGGAAGCUACAAGACAAGGUAGCAUUGAUCACCGGGGCAGCUAGUGGAAUAGGAAAAGCUGCAGCAACAAAAUUUAUCAACAAUGGAGCCAAGGUUAUUAUUGCUGAUAUCCAACAAAAACUUGGCCAAGAGACUGCGAAAGAGCUAGGACCUAAUGCCACCUUCAUAACAUGUGAUGUCACAAAAGAGUCAGAUAUAUCCAAUGCUGUUGAGUUUGCUAUUUCUGAAUACAAACAGCUUGAUAUCAUGUACAACAAUGCAGGAGUACCCUGCAGAACUCCUGGAAGCAUUGUUGAUCUGGACCUGGCAUCUUUUGACAGAGUCAUGGAUAUAAAUGUUCGUGGGGUUAUGGCGGGCAUCAAGCACGCAGCGCGCGUAAUGAUCCCGCGUGGAGCCGGGUCCAUUCUCUGCACAGCCAGUGUCACUGGAGUGAUGGGAGGGUUGGCUCAGCACACAUACUCAAUCUCCAAGUUUACAGUCAUAGGCAUUGUUAAAUCUCUGUCUUCAGAGCUGUGUAGGCAUGGAAUCAGAGUCAAUUGCAUAUCACCCAUUGCUAUACCUACUUCUUUUGUCAUGGAUGAAAUGAGUCACAUUUAUCCACAUCUUGAUGCUCAGAAGCUUGUAGACAUUGUUCAUAAUACCGGUGUCCUUAAGGGAGCAAAUUGUGAACCCAGUGAUGUUGCCGACGCUGCACUUUAUCUUGCAUCUGAUGAUGCCAAGUAUGUUAGUGGGCAUAAUUUGGUUGUGGAUGGAGGUUUCACAUCUUUUAAGAAUCUUGAGUUUCCUGCACCAGAUAAAGUACAUUAGAAGAUUUUCCAAUUUAUAGAAUGUAAUAGUGAUUCAAAUCAUCUUCCAAUUUUUCAAUUUUUAACUACUUAGUUACUCAAGGUGACAGAUCAUUAUGGUAUCAUUUUUUUCAUGUAAAACUCACUCCACCUACUCAAAAAGACUCGGUGGCUUAGUUUUCUUUGAGGAUCUAGUAAAACCUGCGCGCGCAUCUCUUUGCUGGAUUGCCAUUCUAGUGACAUAGAUGAAAUUUCUAGGACUAUUGUUUUGGUAACUCAGAAUGUUACAGAAACAAUGUAGCAUAGCAUUCAAUUUUGAGGCGUGUAAACAGCAUCAAGCCAGGUCCCAUGUUCUCAAGUCUCAAGGCAUGCUAAAUAUGCAUGACAGCAUUAGGAAUACAUAUCUUAUUGUUCUGUAUUUUUAUUUACAGGUUGUAAGGGAAUGUGAAAGAGAUAGAACUAUUGUCGACUUUCACUUGAA
Molecule: messenger RNA, 1445 nt
Organism: Lotus japonicus
Lineage: Eukaryota; Viridiplantae; Streptophyta; Magnoliopsida; Fabales; Fabaceae
Product: zerumbone synthase
Exons: 3
Coding region: 87-986 (299 amino acids)
Source: RefSeq, a predicted model, not a curated record